CUCGUCCAUCAUUUGCGAGCGUCGCGUCGCGUUUGAGUACGUCACGCCCGUGUGUUCAGUGGCAGGCAGCGAUUUGAGACAAUACGGCUUUCUAUUAGGGACAGUCUUAUAAUGAAAGCCGCUCUGAACCGCUUUCACACAUUCAUCCACAGAAAGCGGUGGAGCUUUAUGUCUCUCUGCUGAUGCAGUACCAAAGCAGACACCUGAAACGGUUUCUCUAGAAAUAUUUGCCUGCAGAAGACUUAAGUGCGUCUGAAUGAGCUCAGCUAUGGCGACGCGACUCUCUGACUUGUUUGGAAACAGCCGGAUAAUUGCAGGACUGCUGGUCAACUUACUGUCUUCGAUCUGUAUAGUGUUCAUUAACAAAUGGAUCUAUGUGCACUAUGGCUUUCCCAACAUGACCCUGACUCUCAUUCAUUUCGUAGUGACAUGGCUGGGGCUGUUCACGUGCCAGAAGAUGGAUAUAUUCUCCCCCAAGAGUCUCAGACCUUCUAAAAUCAUCCUGCUGGCUCUGAGUUUCUGUGGGUUUGUUGUUUUCACCAAUCUGUCUCUCCAAAGCAACACUAUAGGAACAUAUCAGCUGGCCAAGACCAUGACAACACCUGUGAUUAUAGUCAUCCAGACCAUGUACUACAGAAAGACAUUUUCCACAAAGAUUAAACUGACUCUAGUGCCGAUCACUUUAGGGGUCAUACUGAACUCUUACUAUGACGUGAAGUUCAAUCUUCUGGGGAUGAUCUUUGCCACACUUGGGGUCUUUGUAACCUCGCUGUAUCAAGUGUGGGUCGGUGCCAAACAGCAUGAGCUUCAGGUGAACUCUAUGCAGUUACUGUAUUAUCAAGCACCCAUGUCUUCAGCGUUUCUCUUGGUCCUGGUGCCAUUCUUCGAACCCCUUACCGGAGAGGGUGGUAUCUUUGGCCCCUGGUCAUUUCAGGCCCUGGGCAUGGUUCUGCUGUCUGGUGUUAUUGCCUUUCUGGUCAAUUUGUCCAUUUACUGGAUCAUUGGGAACACGUCUCCUGUUACCUACAACAUGUUUGGACACUUCAAGUUCUGCAUCACAUUACUGGGUGGGUAUGUCCUCUUCCAGGACCCCUUGUCCUUAAAUCAAGGUCUGGGCAUCCUCUGCACACUCAGUGGCAUCCUGGCAUACACUCAUUUCAAACUGGCAGAGCAGGAGGAGGGCAAAAGCAAGCUCACACAGAGGCCAUAGGCCCGCUGAUGUGCCAAUCAACAAGAAAGCCAGUGUUCAGUGCCUGAUUUGUUCAGGAAUAGCUAGCGAUGGCUCCUGCACAGGAGCGUGAAGACUAACCAAACAUAGACUGGGAGGAUGUAGGUUUAAGCCAUAGAGGCUGAGAACUUUUAAUAGCAUUUCAAUCUUUUUAAGAGUUUAAUUUGUAUUCCAAGUAUUCAAUAUUUGCAAAUAAACCUGCAAAAAUAUGCCGUUUGAGAGAAAAACUCUGAAACUGCUGAAGCAGUUUGUAAGUGUUCUUUUAUAAUGUAUUUUUCAA
This is a messenger RNA of Sinocyclocheilus rhinocerous, 1508 nucleotides long. Its product is annotated as solute carrier family 35 member E3. The coding region runs from base 257 to 1210 and encodes 317 amino acids. The transcript is spliced from 5 exons. NCBI's taxonomy places the organism in Eukaryota, Metazoa, Chordata, Actinopteri, Cypriniformes, Cyprinidae. The record is from RefSeq and is a predicted model, not a curated record.